AACAGAGCAUGAAAAAUCUGAAUAACAAUAAAAAUAUACAGGUAGUUUUAGCAUGACGCUAUCGUUUAAAAUAUCGCAAUGUCGUCGAUUCGUAUGACUAUCUGUUUGAAGAAACAGAAGAAAACUACUCGAAGAAACUGCCUUGACGCCUAUAAACGAUUGUAGUCCAUAUUGUCAGAUAAUAAUAUCAACUCAACCAUGAAUACAAGUCUGCGAUGGAUUUUUGGUUUUGCCGCAUCUCUCUCGAUAUUAUGUCUUUUACUUUAUCAACGAAUAUCAUUUCGUUUCUAUUUGAGACCUUCUUUAUCAAAUAAAACAAURCUAGUCAAGAGAAAUUAUACAGAGAAAGCGGUAGACGUUAAAGUAGACAUAAAGAAUAAUACUGAGCGAGAGUCAUUGCCGGUACAAGCUAAAAGCGAAAAGGUAAUACUUGUGUAUAGCAAAUAUUAUGGACACCAAUGGCCUCUUAUCGACAAGCUAAAGACGAGCUGUAAGCACAAGUGUCGAGUAACUACAAACAAAAGUGAAUUAAAUGAAAGCGAUGCGUUACUUUUUCACGCUGAAGACAUCCCUAGUGUUGAUCAUUUGAGAAAAUUACGCAGGAAAUCUAACCAGUUGUGGAUUUAUUACACAUUGGAAAACCCUCAUAAUACCCCUGACGUAUCGCGCUUCAAUGGAUUUUUCAACCGUACUGCAACAUAUCGCAAGGAAUCGGAUUAUUUUGUGCCUUAUCGUUUCUUGGAAAAACUUAAACCAGACAACAGAACAAAACAUCAAGUUACCGCUAACUACACAAAGGGAAAAACUCGAUUAAUAGCUUGGACGUUGAGCCAUUGUAAAAGCGCGGGAAAAAGAGACGCGGUCGUGCAAGAACUAUCCAAAYAUGUCCCGGUUUCAAUCUAUGGUGGAUGCAGAAGUUUGUUCCCAAAACGAGACAAUCCAACCGAAAAGAAUUGCGAACGAAGCGAUAAGAAAAAGUGCUCUUCGUUAUAUCAGAAAUUUAAGUUUUACUUGUCGUUUGAGAACCAUCAUUGUACAGACUACCUUACUGAAAAAUACUGGGCAACGCCACUCGACAACAAUAUGGUCCCCAUCGUGAUUGGUCCUAAGUAUUAUUCAAAUAUUGCCAUACCUGGGUCCUACGUAAAUCUGUUUGACUUUCCGUCAAUUAAAGCUUUGGCUGACUACAUUAAGUAUCUUGACAAGAACGAGACCGCAUACAAUCAAUAUUUCCAGUGGAAAUCGCAGUAUAAAUCUAUUUUUGUGCCGAUACCCUCUGGUCACGUGUGUAAAAUUUGUGAGGAUCUGCACMRGGAUUCUUUAUAUCCAAAAGUUUACGAUAAUCUUGGUGGCUUCUGGGGACGAAAUACGUGCACAGCGAAUUUAGAAAGACUUAAAAAGUAUAUAAAAUUCUAAGUAGAGUAAUACAUACACGACCUAUGAUCGUGAUUUAAUGUCCGCAAAUCGCUUGUCUUUCAACUUUUGCUACUAACAAUCUCUCUUUCAAAUUAAAAUCAUAUGUGUUUUGGUUA
Exaiptasia diaphana is the source of this 1532-nucleotide messenger RNA. Its product is annotated as alpha-(1,3)-fucosyltransferase fut-1-like. Gene Ontology annotation, molecular function: alpha-(1->3)-fucosyltransferase activity. Gene Ontology annotation, cellular component: membrane. The coding region runs from base 199 to 1416 and encodes 405 amino acids. The transcript is spliced from 2 exons. The record is from RefSeq and is a predicted model, not a curated record. Lineage: Eukaryota; Metazoa; Cnidaria; Anthozoa; Actiniaria; Aiptasiidae.